CAUUGCUGCUUCAAAAGGAGGCUAGCCCCAAAAAUAUGGCCAUCGUUGGAGAGACGAUAAAAGUCCUCUUUAUUGGUGAUCUUGCCGUUGGAAAAACGUCAAUAUUCAAAUUAUUUAAAAAUCAUGAAGUGAAGAAGAAUCCUAAACAUACAACAGACCCUGAUAUUGUCAGCAAAACUAUUGUUAUUGCAAAUCCUCACACAACAGUAGAACUGCACCUCUACGAUACAGCAGGACAGGAACGGCACAAAACAUUGACAAGACAGUUCUAUAGAAAUGCUGACAUUGCUCUUCUUGUGUUCAGUAUUGAUGAUGGUGAUUCAUUCCACCACAUUGA
Amphimedon queenslandica is the source of this 337-nucleotide messenger RNA. Its product is annotated as ras-related protein Rab11A-like. NCBI's taxonomy places the organism in Eukaryota, Metazoa, Porifera, Demospongiae, Haplosclerida, Niphatidae. The transcript is spliced from 3 exons. Gene Ontology annotation, molecular function: GTP binding; GTPase activity. The record is from RefSeq and is a predicted model, not a curated record. The annotation marks the transcript as partial.